AUGGCUGUCUUACUAAGCAUUUGUGCGUUUAUUUUCGUCUCGCAAAUAACAAAACGGGGCGAAUGCUUUGUUGAGCAAGCUAUCUUUCAUACAAAGGAGCAAACUUACUUAGCGAAUCAUGUCAUUCAAACAAGACAGGCAGAAACCGAACUAGAGUGUAACAUGCAUUGCGUCGCUGAUGGAUCAUGUGCAUCAGUAAAUUAUAAAACGUCUGGAAUCGGUAAAGGUCUGUGUGAGCUCAACAGCAAAACAUUGGAAGAAGUAUUUGACGCUGAUGGAAGUCUCCAUAACCCUGAGUUCAACCAUAUUUAUAUAAUCGAAAAGGUAUGAAAAAUAGAGCAUUAUGCGAUACUGUUGUAUGUAGUUAUACAAAAGGUUGCUUGCGUGUUAGAACAGUGUUGGGUGCUAGUGAUGUUGAGGUUAUAGUGAGGGGCCGAUUACAUGAACCGGGCUUGCGCGCUUGCCGAGGCACUAGCUUGCCGAGGCACUAGUUAUUACAAAGCUAGAUUAUUGUGAUGUUGUAUAUAAUCCUCUUCCUAAAUAUUUAGCUAAAAGGCUCCAGCGUGUACAGUAUGCGGCAGCUGGUUUUGUCGCUUCUAAAUGGAUCAUGCAGUGACGUUAAGGAACUUAUUAAACUAGGCUGGUUACCUUUGGAGAAAAGAAGGGAGUGA
Molecule: messenger RNA, 671 nt
Organism: Paramuricea clavata
Lineage: Eukaryota; Metazoa; Cnidaria; Anthozoa; Malacalcyonacea; Plexauridae
Source: the annotation of a GenBank genome assembly